Molecule: messenger RNA, 975 nt
Organism: Akanthomyces muscarius
Lineage: Eukaryota; Fungi; Ascomycota; Sordariomycetes; Hypocreales; Cordycipitaceae
Exons: 3
Coding region: 1-975 (324 amino acids)
Source: RefSeq, a predicted model, not a curated record
AUGGAUUUUAACCGCCCUCACCAUCGGUAUUUGGCCGGCAUGCGUAUCAACACUUUCGACUUUGAUGACCAGCCACCCCCGAAAGGCACUGCUGGAUCUUCAAAAGGGGACUCUGGGCCCGAGAGAGGCUAUAUCGGAUCCCUAGGGUUCUCCUCGUGCGAGAUUCCCGGAAGACGGCUAAGGACAGCGGGGCAAUCUCACAGGUCCUCCGAUAACAGAGGCUUGGGAUAUCCGCCGACGGUCGAUUGGAAAACUGUCCUCGAAAAGGGGACUGCAGUGCGCGAUGAAGACCCGCUGAGGGAGCUCCGUGGUAGUGCACCGCUUGAGAGACAACGCAGCAGGUCAGAUUAUCAACGCAAAGGACCAAUUUCUAUGGAAGAACGACGUAGCAUCCUUCGUCAAGCAGCAUCCGACAGCCGGCAAGCUAUACAACGUCUAUUUCGGACCAGCGGCGCAGAUCCCGAUCCCGUUCCGCCAGUGAGAAAAGGCACAGACGCCGACGCAGCAGAGUACAUGAUCCACGGUCAAGAGGUAUUGAACAAAAUAAAUCGGUUUGACCCUUUUCGCGAGCCCAGGAUUCCUGAGCUGCGGGGACUGCGCCCAGCUGCAAUGAUAUACAAUGUCCAGGCCAGAGCGCGAGAAAUUGAAAAUGCCAAAAGAGCAAAUGCACCGCCGCCUCCUGCAAAAAGCACCCCGAGAUCUUUCUUUGACUCGCUUGUUGAUUUAGCAAAGUCGAUUCUUCACCGAAAGCCCGACGACAAAGGCGUAUGGCUGUGCUCCCUCUGCACAAUAGCCCUGGACACGCUGAAUCCUCCUGAAGAAGACCGAGCGACCGUGGAAGGGAUGCAUCAAAGGCUGGGAAUCUGGCCGCCAUUCAAGCGAGUCAAAGGUGUUAACAUGGCUAUUCGAAAAUGCGCGCGAUGUCAGAACAGUCGUCAUGCUACACUCUUUGCAUAUUUUGAUUUCGAGGAGUAG